Saccostrea cuccullata (small rock oyster) is the source of this 797-nucleotide messenger RNA. Its product is annotated as sialate:O-sulfotransferase 1-like. NCBI's taxonomy places the organism in Eukaryota, Metazoa, Mollusca, Bivalvia, Ostreida, Ostreidae. Gene Ontology annotation, cellular component: plasma membrane. The coding region runs from base 78 to 797 and encodes 239 amino acids. The record is from RefSeq and is a predicted model, not a curated record. The transcript has 6 exons.
UACAAUAAGAGAUGACGUCAUUCUGCAACAGACGGUGUUUCGGACGUUUUUGAAAGAAGUUAACGACGUUCGCCAAUAUGAAUGUGUGCAGUCUGGUUUUGUUCCUCAGUGCCCUUUGCGCAUCCUUCAACUGGAGUGGAGCUAAUUCUCCGCUGCAAAGAAACGCCCAGCAGUUUAUGAUGAAAAGAUAUAUGGAUUAUAUGCUAAGAGAUUCAAAAUGGAAUUGGAAACACAAGAAAACAUACGCUAUCGUGAAAACUGGGAUGGGAUUUGCUGAUAUUGACGUUGUUUCCAAAUACAGAUUAGAGGGCCUUACAAGCGUGACCCCCAGACGUCCCCCAAGACCAGAGCUAAGACCCCCUAGGCCAAUGGGCGGGAAAAAAUGGCGAACAAGGAAGCCCAAACCACCACCAAAACCAGAGACCCCCAAACCACCACCACCACCAAAACCAGUGACACCUAAACCGGGUGUAAAGAAAUCCAUAACAGUCAACCGGGCAGGUAUGCUUGGCUGCUACCAGGACUCUAAGAGAAGGGUUUUUUCUGGACGACCAAUGUUGAGUAAACACAUGACAGUCGGCCGCUGUAAACAAAGAUGUGCGGGAGAAAAAAAAAAAUUUUACGGUCUUCAACAUGCUAAUGAGUGUUAUUGUGGGAAUACCAUGCGGUUCAAGAUAAGUAAACCAAUGAAAGAAUGCAUGAUGAAAUGUAAGGGAAGUAACGAGGCUUGUGGAGGCCCUUGGAGGCUCUUGAUUUACAGAAACCCGAAAUACCCCAGCUCAGGUGAUUACUACUAA